AAGAUGUAUCGACGAUUUAAGGAGAAUUGGCGUUUUGAAAUAUCACUGCGGAUUCCAGACAUAAGUAUAAUUCUCAUUCCAACUAUCUGUUGUGUCCCAUGUUGCUACCACUACACAUGUCGUCAAAACAGCGCCUAUCACCGACACAAAUGUUCACGCACGUUUUUGAGGUACUACUCGAAUUUUUUCCACUAUACCGUAUUCUUUCUGUCCUUAUUGUGUGCGGUGACACUUAUCAUUUUAAAUCUUGUGCUUAUAUCGUCUGUUCAUAUAAUUGGCUGGAACACUAUUCCACCGGAAAUAAAUCGAGUUGGUCCAUGUUUUUUCAUUGUUUGCAUUAGUUUUUUGCCCAGUUCGCAAUCAAUUCAUGCCGCUAUCCUACCGUCGCCACUGUUUUCACCACAGUCACUCGAGAAAAAUGUGAACGAUGCUUUUCUGUUAUCUGAUAACAAGGCGUCUACGGUGUGUAAGCCGUUCUGGGAAGAUGGUGAGCUCGGACUGGGUUUUCGUCGAAAGCAGGCAGGCCCGUGGCAAACUAGAAGACGAUUCGGUGACCGACUAAUUGUUCCGACUCAAGUGAUAGCGAACAACACUGUUCCUGAGGAUUCACAUCUCAAGCUCAGAUUUGAUUAUGCCAUUCUCACGGAACUCGGAGCAACUCAUAACCGGAAGUUCAGUUGCGCUCGAGGAGAACAAAGUGAAUGGUAA
Angiostrongylus costaricensis is the source of this 708-nucleotide messenger RNA. NCBI's taxonomy places the organism in Eukaryota, Metazoa, Nematoda, Chromadorea, Rhabditida, Metastrongylidae. The record is from the annotation of a GenBank genome assembly.